Molecule: messenger RNA, 632 nt
Organism: Marmota monax (woodchuck)
Lineage: Eukaryota; Metazoa; Chordata; Mammalia; Rodentia; Sciuridae
Gene: Ciao2b
Product: cytosolic iron-sulfur assembly component 2B
Exons: 5
Coding region: 1-495 (164 amino acids)
Biological process (GO): iron-sulfur cluster assembly
Cellular component (GO): cytosolic [4Fe-4S] assembly targeting complex
Source: RefSeq, a predicted model, not a curated record
AUGGUGGGCGGCGGCAGUGGAGUGGGCGGUGGCCUCUUGGAAAACGCUAACCCCCUCAUCUAUGAGCGCUCUGGGGAGCGGCCGGUGACGGCGGGCGAGGAAGACGAGCAGGUUCCCGACAGCAUCGACGCGCGGGAGAUCUUUGAUCUUAUUCGCUCCAUCAAUGACCCGGAGCAUCCACUGACACUAGAGGAAUUGAACGUAGUAGAGCAAGUUCGGGUUCAGGUUAGCGACCCCGAGAGCACAGUGGCAGUGGCCUUCACGCCCACCAUUCCACACUGCAGCAUGGCCACCCUGAUUGGCUUGUCCAUCAAAGUCAAGCUUCUGCGCUCACUUCCCCAGCGUUUCAAGAUGGAUGUGCACAUCACACCAGGGACCCAUGCCUCGGAGCAUGCAGUGAACAAACAGCUUGCAGAUAAGGAGCGAGUUGCAGCUGCCCUAGAGAACACUCACCUGCUGGAGGUUGUGAAUCAGUGCCUGUCAGCCCGCUCCUGAGCCUGACUUUGGCCCUCAGCCUGCACACCAGUGUCCUGGCCUCAGCUUCACCCAAGGCUUAUGGCUUGUUUUCUUGAAUCAUAGAUGAUGAGAAACUAACAUUUUGCAUUUUGUAAUAAACCCUUAAUUUAUAUUCA